Messenger RNA from Dunckerocampus dactyliophorus (ringed pipefish), 1956 nucleotides. Its product is annotated as aspartate aminotransferase, cytoplasmic-like. The transcript is spliced from 9 exons. Bases 125 to 1357 code for a protein of 410 amino acids. NCBI's taxonomy places the organism in Eukaryota, Metazoa, Chordata, Actinopteri, Syngnathiformes, Syngnathidae. The record is from RefSeq and is a predicted model, not a curated record. Gene Ontology annotation, molecular function: L-aspartate:2-oxoglutarate transaminase activity; pyridoxal phosphate binding. Gene Ontology annotation, cellular component: cytosol. Gene Ontology annotation, biological process: L-aspartate biosynthetic process.
ACGCCUGUGCCUCGGCUGUCCUGGCGGAGCGGUGAAGGUGAACCCGGCUACUAGCUGUCUACCGCCCUCCUUCCCUGCCAGCUAGCUUGAAGAUCCGGGGCCGCCUUCUCUUUUCUCUCCAGCCAUGUCCGUGUUCAUCGACGUCCCGCAAGCGCCCCCGGUGGCCGUCUUCAAGCUGACCGCCGACUUUAGAGAGGACAGUCACCCACAGAAGGUGAAUCUUGGCGUCGGAGCCUAUCGUACAGAUGAUUGCCAGCCGUGGGUGCUGCCGGUGGUCAAGAAGGUGGAGCGACUCAUCGUGGAGGACAGCAGUCUUAACCAUGAGUACCUGCCCAUUCUUGGACUGCCUGAGUUCCGCUCGGCCGCCUCCAAGGUCGCCCUGGGAGACGACAGCCCUGCCAUCAAGGAGAACAGGGUUGGUGGUGUCCAGGCACUGGGUGGGACGGGCGCGCUGAGGAUUGGUGCGGAGUUCCUGCGGCGUUGGUACAACGGUGUUAACAAUACGGCCACGCCCAUUUACGUGUCUGCGCCCACCUGGGAGAACCACAACGGUGUUUUUGCAGACGCUGGAUUCAAAGACAUCCGGCCAUACCGCUACUGGGACGCUGCUAAGAGGGGUCUGGACCUCAGUGGCCUGCUGGAGGACCUCGAGAAAGCUCCAGAAGGUUCCGUCUUCGUGCUGCACGCCUGCGCACACAAUCCCACUGGCACCGACCCCACUCAGGACGAGUGGAAGCAGAUUGCAGAGAUCAUGAAGAAGAGGAGUCUGUUUGUCUUCUUUGACUCUGCCUACCAGGGCUUCGCCUCUGGCUCUCUGGAAAAAGACGCCUGGGCCAUCCGCUUCUUUGUGUCUCAGUGCUUUGAGCUCUUUGUGGCUCAGUCAUUCUCCAAGAACUUUGGGCUGUACAACGAGAGGGUGGGCAACCUUACUGUGGUGGCGCGCGACAGCGACAACCUGACUCGCAUCCUGUCUCAGAUGGAGAAGAUCGUCCGGACUACCUGGUCCAACCCACCCUCACAGGGGGCACGUGUCGUCAGCAAGACCCUCAACUGCCCAGAAUUGUUUGCAGAAUGGAAGUCCAACGUGAAGACCAUGGCCGACCGGGUGCUCCUCAUGAGGGACCAACUCAAGUCCAAGCUGCAGGCCCUCGGCACCCCGGGGACCUGGGACCACAUCACCCAGCAGAUCGGCAUGUUCAGCUUCACGGGCCUCAACCCCAAUCAGGUGUCAUUCAUGGUCAAAGAGAAGCACGUGUACUUGAUGGCGAGCGGCCGCAUCAACAUGUGUGGCCUCACCUCCAAGAACAUCGACUAUGUGGCCCAGUCCAUCCACGAGGCCGUCACCCAGGUCCAAUAAGAGGCCACACCCCCUCCUCGCCUUACCUACGUCCACCCUGGCCUCUGAUUGGCGAGACUGCCAAUGGGAGGUCCCUCCAUAUGUCAAAUCCUGCUUUUGUCUCCUGUGUGACGUCAGGCCAGUAACGCUGUGCAUCCUCACUUUUUGCUGUUGUGUAACUGUAAGCACAUUUCAACCAUGACGUCAUCACACCUCCUUCAAAGGUCGAGUUUGUUUUAAAGUGUCUCUCGGCCCAAACGACACUGAAAUGAAUAUUCAUGAAUAUCCUAGGAAAGAUGAUUGACAUGAAGAGCUGCUCUCCUGCUGUAUUUGAAUCAAACGGGUCACAUCAUUACAAUAAACUUGAUGAGCUUUUCUUCAUUUGCGGCCUUUUUAGAGGCGCGGAACAAGCGGAAUUUGCUUGUCUUAAUGUUUGAAAGCUGACAAAAAUGUCCUUCAUGGGUCCCGCGGGUGCUUAAAAGUCAGAAAAGUGCUUGAAUUAUACAGUAAGGAACAUUGGAAAUGUUAAGUGUAACAGUUUCUGUCUGCACACGUAAACUAUGAGUAUUGCAGUUUGCUUGUUAGAUGCACAAAUAAAAUCAGAGCUGUACAUUAAAGUG